Elaeis guineensis (African oil palm) is the source of this 2802-nucleotide messenger RNA. The record is from RefSeq and is a predicted model, not a curated record. Lineage: Eukaryota; Viridiplantae; Streptophyta; Magnoliopsida; Arecales; Arecaceae.
CACUCUCCUCUUGCAGGGCAUCAGGUGUCAACACAGUCAAAAAUUGAUCCAAAUCAGAUUCCACGGCCUGUGUCAAGUACCUCAGUUCCCCUGUUUGAGACCCGUCAGGGAAAUCAAGCAAACAUUCCACCGCCUGCCACAAGUGAUUUCAUUGUCAAGGAUAAUGGCAACUGCAGCCCACGUUUGAUGAGAUGCACCAUGAAUCAAAUACCAUGCACUGGAGAUCUGUUGUCGACAUCCAGCAUGCCCCUGGCUUUGAUGGUACAACCCUUUGCGCUUCCACAUCCAUCUGAGGAGCCUAUCCAAGUUGUGGACUUUGGGGAAAGUGGACCUCUUAGGUGUUCUCGCUGCAAAGGAUAUAUGAAUCCUUUCAUGAGAUUUGUUGAUCAAGGACGGCAAUUCGUUUGCAAUCUAUGUGGAUUUACCAAUGAGACUCCUCGGGACUACUACUGUAAUCUAGGGCCAGAUGGUAGGCGACGUGAUGCUGAUGAAAGGCCCGAGCUAUGUAGGGGAACAGUGGAAUUUGUUGCUACUAAGGAAUACAUGGUCCGCGAUCCAAUGCCUGCUGUGUUUUUCUUCGUCAUUGAUGUCUCAAUGAAUGCUAUACAGACUGGGGCAACUGCAGCAGCUUGUACUGCAAUCAACCAGGCUCUUGCAGAUCUUCCUGAAGGUCCUCGAACGAUGGUGGGCAUUGCAACCUUCGAUUCAUCUAUUCAUUUUUACAAUCUUAAACGAGCUUCACAGCAGCCUUUGAUGCUUAUUGUUCCUGACAUACAAGAUGUUUAUACACCCCUUCAUACUGACCUGAUAGUUCCACUUACUGAGUGCCGUCAAAAUUUGGAGCAAUUGCUGGAUGGCAUUCCAAACAUGUUUGAAAAUAAUAGAGUUGCUGAAUCUGCAUUUGGUGCAGCUAUCAAGGCUGCGUUUCUGGCUAUGAAACCCACAGGGGGAAAGCUACUCGUAUUUCAAUCAGUCUUGCCAUCAGUUGGUAUUGGGUCUCUUUUCUCCAGAGAAGCAGAAGGAAGAACAAAUGUUUCUUCAGGAGAUAAGGAGGCUCACAAAUUGCUUCAGCCAGGAGAUAAGACUCUGAAAACAAUGGCAAUAGAGUUUGCUGAAUAUCAGGUUUGCGUGGAUAUAUUCCUUACAACUCAGACCUUUGUAGACAUCGCUUCCAUCUCUGUUGUUCCGAGAACUACUGGAGGACAGGUUUAUUAUUACUACCCAUUUUCAGUUCUUUCUGAUCCUGCUAAACUCUACAAUGAUCUUAGAUGGAACAUCAGUAGACCCCAAGGUUUUGAAGCUGUGAUGCGUAUAAGAUGUAGCCAGGGUCUUCAAGUUCAGGAGUAUUCUGGAAAUUUUUGCAAGCGCAUUCCCACUGAUAUUGAUCUCCCUGCGAUUGAUUGUGAUAAAACCAUAAUGGUCACCUUCAAACAUGAUGAUAAGUUCCAGGAGGGCUCAGAAUGUGCUUUCCAGUGUGCACUUCUUUACACUACAGUAUACGGGCAAAGAAGAAUUCGAAUUAUAAAUCUCUCGCUUCCCUGCACCAGCAUGCUCAGCAAUCUGUUCCGUUCAGCUGAUUUGGACAGUCAGUUUACCUGUUUUCUGAAGCAAGCUGCAAACGGCAUCCCAGCUAGUCCUCUUUCUCAAGUGCGGGAACAAAUCACAAAUCUCUGUAUCAACAUCUUAUGCUCUUAUCGAAAAUUUUGUGCAACCGUAUCAUCAUCUGGACAGUUAAUUCUUCCUGAAGCUCUUAAGCUUUUGCCUCUAUAUACUCUAGCUUUGGUCAAAAGCAUUGGCUUGCGAAAUGAUGGGCGGCUGGAUGACCGGUCCUACUGGGUCAGCCGUUCUGCUUCACUUUCUAUUCCAAUGGCAUUUCCAUUGGUGUACCCUAGGAUGAUUUCUAUUCAUGAUCUUGCUUCAAAGGAGGAUGAUGGAUCUCUUUUAUCUGCUACAAUUCCUUUAUCCAGUGAGCAUAUAAAUGAUGAUGGAAUUUAUCUGCUGGAAAAUGGUGAGGAUGGUCUGAUUUAUGUAGGAAACAUGGUGAAUCCAGAUACUGUCCAACGGAUAUUUGGAGUUUCUUCUGUGGAUGGGAUUCCAACCCAGCUGGUACUGCAGCAUUUUGAUAAUGAUCUUUCAAAGAAACUAAAUGAUGUUGUUGAUGAGACAAGACGCCAGAGAUGUUCAUACUUACGUUUGCGGCUGUGCAGAAAAGGAGAUCCAUCAGGUUUGUUUUUCCUUUCGUAUAUGGUCGAAGACAAGAUUCCGGGUGGCCUUUCCUAUGUGGAGUUCCUUGUACAAGUUCAUCGGCAAAUACAAACAAAAAUGGCAUGAAGCUUAAGACAUGUUCAUCAAGUUUUGGUUGCUAUGAGAUUUUCCUUGGUAAAAGAUCCAUCCAAAUUGGAGAUGGAUAGAAGAUUUGAGAAUGGGAUUCGUUCUGACAAAUGCACAUGCUUGGUGCUGUUGAUGCCAACAAGUCCAUUUAAAUGAGAGGAGGUGCGGGACUUUUGUGGUUGCAGUUUUUGCAACUAUCAGGACUUGGAGACAGGUGAUACAAAUAUUGUAAAAACAGAGCUUGGUUAUUAAUCUGAGGUCGUCCUUUUUCUUGAUAUUUGGUUUUUAUUUGUUGUAAACUAAGAGGGUGUAAGAUAUGGAAAGAAAUGUUGGGGGCUUAGCAAUAAACGUUAGUUUGGUGGUUGGUUACUAUUUCAUCAUGAGUAACUAUUAUUGACGUGUAACAAUUUUAUAGCAGGCUCUCCUUGCAUAUUAAACUUUAUAUCUAUCUUUGGUAUGGUUUCAUUUCCA